Molecule: messenger RNA, 1726 nt
Organism: Fukomys damarensis (Damara mole-rat)
Lineage: Eukaryota; Metazoa; Chordata; Mammalia; Rodentia; Bathyergidae
Gene: Sar1a
Product: secretion associated Ras related GTPase 1A
Exons: 9
Coding region: 288-884 (198 amino acids)
Biological process (GO): intracellular protein transport; vesicle organization; membrane organization
Cellular component (GO): endoplasmic reticulum exit site; COPII vesicle coat
Molecular function (GO): GTPase activity; GTP binding
Source: RefSeq, a predicted model, not a curated record
CAGGAGGAGGGGUGUGACGUACAUCCGGCGAGUAGCUGGCGGUCCCCGGUGCUGUUGGUCUGUGCGCUCUGAGGAGGGUCCAAGCCGCCCGCUGCCGCUGGAGGAGCCCCUAGGGCUUCCUCAGUGGGGCCGGUGGGAGGAAAGCCUGUGAUGAUCAGCCUUGUUCUACAGACUCAAGGACUGAGACCCUGCGAGGCCCGGAAGCUAGCAGUUAAGUGUUAUCUUCACGAUUCACAAUUCAAGCGGAAAAGCCAGACAUCAAAUUGCCUCUGUACUAAGCAUUAACAAUGUCUUUCAUCUUUGAGUGGAUCUACAAUGGCUUCAGCAGUGUGCUCCAGUUCUUAGGACUGUACAAGAAAUCUGGAAAACUUGUAUUCUUGGGUUUGGACAACGCGGGCAAAACAACUCUUCUUCACAUGCUCAAAGAUGACAGGCUGGGCCAGCAUGUUCCAACACUACAUCCGACAUCAGAAGAGCUGACAAUUGCUGGAAUGACAUUUACCACUUUUGAUCUUGGUGGACAUGAGCAAGCUCGUCGAGUUUGGAAAAAUUAUCUCCCAGCAAUUAAUGGGAUUGUCUUCCUGGUAGACUGUGCAGAUCAUUCUCGUCUCAUGGAAUCCAAAGUUGAGCUUAAUGGGUUAAUGACUGAUGAAACAAUAUCCAAUGUGCCAAUCCUUAUCUUGGGAAACAAAAUUGACAGAACAGAUGCAAUCAGUGAAGAAAAACUCCGAGAGAUAUUUGGGCUUUAUGGACAGACCACAGGAAAGGGGAACGUGACUCUGAAGGAGCUGAAUGCCCGCCCCAUGGAAGUGUUUAUGUGCAGUGUUCUCAAGAGGCAAGGCUAUGGCGAGGGCUUCCGCUGGCUCUCCCAGUACAUUGACUGAUAUUGGGACAGUGAAAAUAAAAGAGUUUUACUCCUCUGGACUGAUCCUAUUCACAGCUUCCUCAUGAACUUUUCUAAUAGAACAAGGAAAGCUCUCCAACCAUGUCUGGCGUGAGAAGCCAAGAGUCUGUCAACUCUCAUCGCCCAGUGGUGACAUGUGCUCUUCUCCACACUGUUGGAAGGUAAUACUGCCCCACGUGCUGGUGUGAGCCAGUAUCCCGGGACUCGGAAGCUGGCAGGAUUUGCCAGGUAAAGCUGUGUGCCAUCAUGGGACACCUGAGAAGAAAAACACGUCUCACCACUGUGGUUGAUUUCAAAAGAAAGUGAUUCUAUUUUUUAAAGAAAGCAUUGUUAAUGUAAUUGAUACCCCUUUCAACUUUUUGAGUUACAAUUUACUUGGUCCAGAGUUUUCUAUUCUUUUUUUUUUUUAACUAUUGAAUAGCAUUUAGAUAUUUCAUGAAAUUAUGAACAGAUGUACAUUGGAGGCCAGAGCUCAGAGGGGAGAACUUACUUCUGAGUUAGCAGGCUGGUGAGACCUCCCCUGCGCUCCUUGUCUCCGUAACUGCCUUGAAGGAGGCAGCAUCAGCUUGGCAUGGAGAGCGAGGGAGGGUAUAGCCCUGUUCUCAUGGUUGUGGCAAGUGUCCACUGUGGUCAGCUAGAGUUGUUCCUCAUUACGGAGUGAGUACCAGAUUGUUCAUUGUGGAGGAGUUAAUUAUAAAGGUUAUUAUUUUUGCUUAUAAUGUUACAAAUUUUAGCCCAGCUUUGCUUUUAUACUGUUGUGAAAUUUCAUUUUUCUCUGUAGCACCUUAUUUUCCGUUAAUAAAAAGUCGAGGACAUCUCUCA